UUUGUGUUUUGACUCCACGUGCCCCACACCCUCUGGGACUGAGAUAGCUGAGUGACCCACAGCAACAGUUUUGGUUAAUCAUUAGACAAGCAGCUGGGACUGUGAAUUCCAUCUACUAACUUCUAAAGGCAGAAGGAGAAGCAGAACCUGCUUAGGCUGACGAGUGACAGCAAUGAAUUCCAAACAUCAGUUUGUGCAGCUCAGUGAUGGUCACUUCAUUCCUGGACUGGGCUUUGGCACCUAUAAACCUCAAGAGGUUCCUAAUAGUAAGACAAUAGAGGCCACCAAAAUAGCUAUAGAAGCUGGUUUCCGCCAUAUUGAUUGUGCUUAUGCAUACCAAGUAGAAGAGGAGGUAGGACUGGCCAUUAGAAGCAAGAUUGAAGAUGGCACUGUGAAGAGAGAAGAUAUAUUUUGUACUUCAAAGCUUUGGUCCACUUUUCUUCGACCAGAACUUGUCCAAUCUUGUUUGGAAAGAUCACUGAAAAAACUUCAUCUUGAUUAUGUUGACCUCUACCUUAUUCAUUUCCCAGUAGCACUGAAGCCAGGGGAAGAGCUUUAUCCACUAGAUGAAAAUGGAAAAAUCAUAUGUGAUUCAGUGGAUCUCUGUGCCACAUGGGAGGUCAUGGAGAAGUGCAAGGACGCAGGAUUGGCCAAGUCCAUCGGGGUGUCCAACUUUAACCGUAGGCAGCUGGAGAUGAUCCUGAAUAAACCAGGCCUCAAGUAUAAGCCUGUCUGCAACCAGGUAGAAUGUCAUGUUUAUCACAACCAGAGGAAACUGCUGGACUUCUGCAAAUCCAAAGACAUUGUUCUGAUUGCUUAUAGUGCUCUGGGAACUCAACGAGAAAAACGAUGGGUUGACCAGAGCUCUCCAGUUCUCUUGGAUGAUCCCGUUAUUGGUGCCUUGGCAAAAAAGCACAAGCGAUCCCCAGCCCUGAUUGCCCUCCGCUACCAGCUGCAGCGUGGGGUUGUGGUUCUGGCCCAGAGUUUGAAGGAAAAUGAAAUAAAAGAGAACAUUCAGGUUUUUGAUUUUGCGUUGACCGAAGAAGACAUGAAAGUCCUAGAUGGCCUGAACAGAAAUUUUCGAUAUGUUACCUUUCAUCUUAUGGUGGACGAUCCGAAUUAUCCAUUUGCUGAUGAAUAUUAACAUGGACACUUUUGUCAUAACGUCGACUAGUAACCUCACUUUGAUUGUGAGGCAGGAGUUAGCUCAGAUGGUCCUGAUUGACACAUCACUUCUGUUGUUAAUCCAUAAUUCUUAGCAACUCAUAUUCUGCCAAAGCAAAGUUCACCAGUCCAAUAAAGAAAGCACUAAUUUUCCAGCAAUUUUUGAAAUAAAAAAAUAAAGUUGUUUACCUUAAGACUCUUA
Molecule: messenger RNA, 1366 nt
Organism: Marmota monax (woodchuck)
Lineage: Eukaryota; Metazoa; Chordata; Mammalia; Rodentia; Sciuridae
Product: aldo-keto reductase family 1 member C1
Exons: 9
Coding region: 173-1144 (323 amino acids)
Biological process (GO): steroid metabolic process
Cellular component (GO): cytosol
Molecular function (GO): steroid dehydrogenase activity; aldose reductase (NADPH) activity; ketosteroid monooxygenase activity
Source: RefSeq, a predicted model, not a curated record